Neltuma alba is the source of this 880-nucleotide messenger RNA. RefSeq lists its product as uncharacterized. The record is from RefSeq and is a predicted model, not a curated record. Bases 170 to 577 code for a protein of 135 amino acids. The transcript has 2 exons. NCBI's taxonomy places the organism in Eukaryota, Viridiplantae, Streptophyta, Magnoliopsida, Fabales, Fabaceae.
CUUGUUCUGUGUCUCUCCCACUUGCUCAUUUUGCACCUCUGUCAUAUUAAGUCAAUCGCUGCACCUUACUACGCGGAAAGACUUGAAACAAAUAGUGGCACAACCUCCUCUAUCAUUGGAUAGCCCGUUCCUCUAUCUCAGAGAACUCGAUAUUUUUGGAUGUAGCAGCAUGAAGAUUCUAAUGACACCAGAAUUAUUAGCACAGCUCCAAAACCUAGAGACUGUUUCUGUUGUAAGUUGUGAGUCGAUGGAAGAAAUAGUUGGAGAGAGUUAUUGUAGCGGUAACACUUCUAACCCUACGAUCACUCUUUCCAAAGUGAGAUCUUUGAAACUGAAUUUUCUAUCACAAUUGACUUUUGUAUUUAGAGGAAUCAUGCUCUGUCCUUCUCUCCAUUAUUUUGAGGCCUCCUAUUGUGAGAAACUAAGUCCUCCUCAUAUAGAGAUCAAAGAAGGAUGUAAGCUUCAAAUGCAGAAGGCAUGGAUGGGACAGGAAAUCUAUUGGAAAUACGAUAGUCAGGAACAGGAACAUGAACAGGAAGACAAAUACACAGAUGAAAAUUUUUGGCAUGGGAUAUGAGAGAGGCUUCUUCGUUUUAUAGCUCUUGUUCUAUAUAUAGGAGGAUCCCUUGCCUCACAAUAUUGUACCAUUUUGGUUAUAUCGUGCACUGCAAUUUAGGGUCUUCUGGAACCCAAAAUGAUUGUGUUACAAAGUCAAAUUGGAUAUGUAAGGUCCAGACGGUAAAUGUCUAUGUUCUCGCUACUCCUUCUGUAAUGGUUUACCCAAAAUGAUGUCCCUGCUUUUUCAAUGCUCGGUUAUUAGCAUCAUGAAUCCUGAUGAUUUUAUUAGAGAAAGCAAAUAAUUAACUCACUCUUUCUGUGA